Messenger RNA from Orbilia oligospora ATCC 24927, 513 nucleotides. RefSeq lists its product as uncharacterized. The transcript has a single exon. Lineage: Eukaryota; Fungi; Ascomycota; Orbiliomycetes; Orbiliales; Orbiliaceae. The coding region runs from base 1 to 513 and encodes 170 amino acids. The record is from RefSeq and is a predicted model, not a curated record.
AUGGCUUCUUUACAACAAUUUGCCAAAUCAGGUUGCUUUCAAAUUCUCUCAAUUGAGAUAAUAUGCUUGGAUGCCGCAAUUUUUGAACGUUAUGAGAAUCGCAUUUUGCUAGCCUUCACUGGCUCUAUGACAGGCGCCUCAACAUCGUUCGCUUUGACCGACUUUGUUAUUCCUCUAAGUUCUAGUAUUGAGAUCCAGUUAAUUAUUGCAGUUUACGCCGCACUCGCAGACGCUAUCACUACAGAGUCGAUGGACAUUACGAUUAAUAUCCCAAAUUCUUCUCUUGUCCUUGCAGUUAACACAAUGGUCUCUUCUGGUACCUACAACAUCGUACCACGAUCUCACGAGUCACAAAACACCAAUUUUUGCCUGGCGAAAUUGUGUGUCUUGAUCGAAGUUCUAAAGGAGCAUGGGGUUCAAGUCAGGGCGGAGUUCAGAAAUCUCGAAGCAGUCACAACAAUCGAUGUAUAUAAUAAAUUCGCAUCCAUUUUCUUCGAUUACUAUUUUACAUAA